This is a messenger RNA of Saccostrea cuccullata (small rock oyster), 1950 nucleotides long. Its product is annotated as probable serine/threonine-protein kinase pats1. NCBI's taxonomy places the organism in Eukaryota, Metazoa, Mollusca, Bivalvia, Ostreida, Ostreidae. The transcript has 4 exons. The annotation marks the transcript as partial. The record is from RefSeq and is a predicted model, not a curated record.
UUAACUUUCCAAAGGAAAUCAUAGACUGGGACAAAGAGGCCAAGGAACACUACGUGGAACUCUCCAAUAGAGGAACACAGACUGUCCACCAAGUUCGGGGUAUGAUUGUAGGAUGUGCCGGAGCCGGGAAGACUACGCUUCUAAAACGCCUACUUGGGCGUUCUACUGAAGAGAUCCUGAACGUGAAACCAACGAUAGGGUUGGACGUUCAUGAGGAAAUAUUUGAAAUUAGUAAUGGAAAAUUAAAAGAGAGUCUUCGUGCUGACAAUCUCAAGAUCUUUGACAAAUUCAAUGGAAACGAGAUAAACGAAAGUGCCAUCAAGACUGUAACUUUUUUUGACUUUGGAGGACAAUGUGCGUACUAUGCCUGCCAUCAGAUUUAUCUUACACGAAGAGCCUUUUAUGUUUUGGUCUUAGACGCUUCAAAAAAUCUAAAGCAGGUUGUCGAUGAAAGAGUGUGUGAUCAAAAGGGGACUGUAUUUUCUGGAUGGACAUAUGGAGAUUAUUUCCUAUUCUGGUUGAACUCUAUCCACACAUACUGCUUUAUAAAGGGUGGAAAAGGGAGACAUGUAGAUGUUGUAAUUGUGGCGUCACACUGGGACGAAAAAAUCUACAAGGACAAAGCCGACUUGCUGAAAUCUCUCGGGGAUGCACUUCCAGGUGAUUCAAAUCUUUCUCAAUAUAUCAGAGAAGACAGAUGUUUCCACGUACAACUUUUGUCUGAUCCAAUAGGAAAAAUAGAGAAAAUUCUUGUAGAAAUAGCAGACCUGGAUAUAUUGGAAGAAGACAUCCCACAUGAAUGGUUGUUUUUUGAUUAUGAAUUAGGGUUAAAUAAGGAGAAAAGGCAUAUUCUUCCUUUUGAAGAAAUUACUGAAAAAAUGUCGUUUAUGGAGGAACAGAGAAAGGAAAAAGUGGAGGGAAUGUUGCGGUAUUACCAUGACGCCGGGAAAAUACUAUAUUUCAACGAAGAGGGGCUCAGUAAAAAUGUCAUUAUUGAUGUCCAGUGGUUUGUAGAUGCAUUCAAAAUCAUCAUUACUGACCGAAACCACGUCAAAGGAAUUAUUGCCACUAUGAAUGAUUGGAAUGAAUACAACGAUACUGGAUAUUUGAAGAAAUCCCUUCUAUGCGAAAUUUGGAAAAAAGAAGAUGAAAAUUUGUUUAAAAAUUUCGAUAGAAAGGAACACGCAGCCGACAUCCAAUUUGAUCAGGAUUCACGAUUUCUUUUGUAUCACACAGAAGAAUUGUUGUCAUAUAUGCAAAAGCUUGGAUUAUUGUUCAUCGGAUCGAGUUCUCUGUAUGUUCCAUGCAUGAAUAAAAGGAGUUUUGGAGAACGGAGAGAGAAGUUAGGGGCAAUUGAUUCCAGAACAUCAAUUUUAGUUUUCUCUUUCGAAUUCUUCCCGUUCUUUAUUUUCUGCCGACUUAUAGUAAAAUUGACACAGAUUAAAAAUUGGACGGUCCUUAGAGAUGGAGGCAAAAGCUGCUUAUACAAUAAUGCAGCCAUUUUUAUAUUCAAAGAGCAUUAUAUCUCAGUAGCAAUGUCAUCAUCCACAAUUCAGCUUCAGAUCUUUAAGUCUGAUUCUCAAGUUUUGAAGGAUGUUACAAUUUUAAUCAAAAAGGAAAUCGAAAACGAAAUCAUGCAACUUUCUCAAACUUUUUACAAGCAACUGAAACACAAAGUAGGAUAUUCAUGUAAGGAUCACAAAAAACAGAUUCUGGGUUAUGAAGUCACAGAUGACUUUUUGGAACAGACAAUGCUGCGACCUAAAAAACGAAUGACUUGUCCCCAACAUCGCAUAGAAAGACUGCAUGCAAUCAAUCCAAAUGACCUUAUGUUAUUUUGGAAAUAGAGAACAGAACUUUCUUCCAAAAGAUACAUCAUAGGUGCACAUUUCUACAGUUUUACAUUGUACAUGCUUAUGAACCGUGGAAAACAAUGGUUAAAAUUAUAUG